AUGUCUAUUCAACCGCUGGUCACGUUCAAGGCCGGGCUGUGCGAGCUUACUGGCAGCUCACCAAACCAGAAAGUCAAGCCGCAGCAGACGCCCGGCUACGUAUACCUAUACCAAGGAGACGAUGACUUCGUCCACUUCUGCUGGCGACCGCGGGAGAACGCCGUCGAUCAGGGCGAUCUCGAUCUCAUCAUGAUCCCCGGCGACGGUUCCUUCAUGCCCUACACCGGCUCCGAUACGGCAGCAGAUUCGGAUAAUGUCCGCUCUCCGACCGACGGCCGGAUAUUCGUCCUCAAAUUCAGCUCCAGCUCUCAGCGAUACCUGUUCUGGAUGCAGUCCAAAUCACAGCACCCCAAAGGCGAUCCUAGUUGGUUCAGCGCACGGGAUCUAGCGAUUGGGCAGAUUGUCGACCGACUUCUCAAUGGAGAGGACGUCGACGUCCAACACGAGCUGGCCCUCGCGGCUAGCCAGGGCCCUGGCGGUGACGACGACGAGACCAUGGAGGAUGUCGAAGGCACAGAUCACUCCGCCAACCGGAACCGACAUGGCAGUACGGGAGGUGCAGGGCCCGGGGCAACAGGCGGUGACAUCAGAGAAGAGGGCGAAGAGUCGAGAGAAGGCGGUGCUGAUGGUGGCCGAGCUGCUGCCUCGGGCUCUAGCGACGCCUCCGCUAUCGUCCAAAACUUCCUCAACUCUCUCAAAUCCGGCAACCUCUCCGGCGGCCAAACCUCCCAAGACCCGUUCACCACGCUCCUCGACCUUCUUCAUCCCGGCAUCACCGUCCCCGUCAUCGAGAAAGCCCCAGACUCCUUCAUCGACGUUCUCUGCUCCCAUCUCCCGACGACCCUCUUCCUCCUUGAGGCAGAAAUCGAAGACGUCGGCGACAUCGAUCCCAAUUCUGAAACCGCGCAGAUGGCGAUGCAGGCCCUAGAUCAAGAGCAGAAGCGAGACGUGCUGAAGAGGGUGGUUACCAGUCCCCAGAUGAGGCAGAGUUUAGGCAGCCUAACGGUUGCGCUAAGGGAUGGUGGACUGCCAAAUGUGAGUUCGGCGCUCAAGAUUGAUGUUCAAAAUGGGGGUUUUGUGAGGGGUGGAGGCAUGCCUCUCGGUGGCGGUGAUGCGAUUAAAGCGUUCUUGGAAGGCGUGAAGGAGACGGUCGAGAAGGAACAAGAGGGCGAGGACGAGGACAUGGAUACAAGUUGA
Molecule: messenger RNA, 1197 nt
Organism: Trematosphaeria pertusa
Lineage: Eukaryota; Fungi; Ascomycota; Dothideomycetes; Pleosporales; Trematosphaeriaceae
Exons: 4
Coding region: 1-1197 (398 amino acids)
Biological process (GO): ubiquitin-dependent protein catabolic process
Cellular component (GO): nucleus; proteasome regulatory particle, lid subcomplex; cytoplasm
Molecular function (GO): endopeptidase activator activity; ubiquitin binding; proteasome binding
Source: RefSeq, a predicted model, not a curated record